Molecule: messenger RNA, 837 nt
Organism: Cylindrotheca closterium
Lineage: Eukaryota; Bacillariophyta; Bacillariophyceae; Bacillariales; Bacillariaceae
Source: the annotation of a GenBank genome assembly
AUGAAGCGCCCACGCCUCCUUUUCGCUCUACUGCGGAGCUCCGUAACAGCGUUGGCUACUGGAGAAAAGACAAGAAUAAUCUUGCCACAAACUCAGAACAUCCAAGUCCGUUUGGCAAAGAAAUCUGACAUAUCAGCGAUACAACGCUGCAAUUUAGAAUGUCUUCCCGAGAACUACAACUCUCAAUUCUAUCAAUCGCAUUUGAAUCAGUGGCCCGAACUUGCUGUGGUUUGUGAAGACGUCUCGGACGUGCCCCCAGAUCAAACGGGUUUGUCUUUUUCAUUUCCGAACGUGGCAGAAUCUCCUCCAAGGAUAAUUGCUUAUGUUUUGGGCAAAAUUGAAACUCGACCCGUCAAGAACUUUGACGGCGCGGGGUAUAGUAAGGAGCAGGUUGAAACACUAGGUCACGUGACAAGUCUAGCUGUCCAAGAUGGAUUUCGCCGUCUCGGUCUCGCACAAGCAAUGAUGCGCCAGCUUCAUCACCAUUUGCAGCACCAAGGUAUCAAACAAUGUGGUUUACACGUGAGAACUUCGAAUGAAGCAGCCUGCCGUCUAUAUCAAAGAGACGGUUACGAAAUUGCGCAGAUCAUUCCAGCAUACUAUCAAGAUGGCGAGGAUGCGUACUUUAUGAGAAAAUCUCUGCCAGAGUCGAGUGCAAACUCAGCAGGACAAUCUCUAUUCUUUAGCAAUAGAAUUUGGAAAACUGGACCCGCUGAGCUACGACUUCCUCGGCAUCACAUCGUUGGGCAAGGACUGUCAAGCAAUGCACUAUCUGAAAAGACAGCUUCAUCGCCUGAAUACUUUAGGGGAGCAGUAAUUACUGAGGCACAAUAUUAG